UCCUAAAUUUGCACCUCACCACCCCUGUACGAGACUAUUUAGUUUUUUUUUUGUGUGGGGAAAAUGAGGACUUUUUUUGGUUUUUCCCUUUUCAGGGAAAAAGAAAAUUUAAGGUUGGCGACCCUCGACCUAAAUGUCAUUCUCAAUUUAUGCAAUAUUAGCAUGUAUUGACAUUUGCGAUUCGUGUGUCUGAUGUGACUUUUACUCCUUUUCUUUACUAGUAAAUAAAUGUUAUACAAUAAAAAAAAUGACAAGUAGAGCAAGUUUUAAAACUUCUCGUAUGAAUUUUAAAGUACAAAAUGAAUAUUCUGAGGGUAAAGGUAGUAAACCGAUAAGGGAAGCGUCAUCAAUUUUAGAAGUGCUUGUGCUUAUGAUUGUGCACAUUUGUAAGAAGGUACUAUUUUUCGAUACCAAUUUAAAAAUAGCUCUCUAUCUAGGAGCUCUCUUUUUGCUAUCAUUAAUAGCUGAUGUACUUACAUUUCCGAAAUCAUAUUUUUCAAGAAGUGAUAACAUCUUCAACCAAUAUUUUGUGAAAAUCGGAUGGUUUUGGACAUUAUUUUUAACAGUACCGUAUGUUUUGUUGACAUCCUACACUACUUGUUGUGGUAAAAGAAGACUUAUAAUCACCGCUCACUUGACAAGACUCUUUAUUGCAACCUGCUUUUGGUAUACAUGGACAACACUUUUUAAUAUCAUAGAAACAAACUAUGGACGAUGUAAUUCCAAACAGUUUAAUGACAAGAUUUCUUGUUUGAAAAGUGGUAAUUUUUGGAACGGAUUUGAUAUUUCAGGGCAUUGUUUUAUUCUAAUAUAUUCUAGUCUAGUUAUGAUAGAAGAAGCUAGAGCAAUAAAUGGUUGGGAAAGAAUAAAAGAUUAUAUUAGAGAUGAAAAAUACUCUCGUAGUGUUGAAGACAAAUCUGUUAGCAUGAACCCUCUGAAAAAUAUAGAAGCUAAUGAGUUAGAUAUUUUAAAAGUGUCUUAUGAGAAUUUUACUCCCUAUGUAAGGGCAUUUCUAAUUGGUAUUGCACUUCUUCAGUUAUUAUGGGAUGUAAUGUUAUUUUCAACAAUACUAUACUACCACAUUAUGGUGGAGAAAUUUAUAAGUGGUGUCAUAGCAAUCCUCACUUGGUUUAUUACAUAUAGAGUUUGGUACAGUAUACCAAAUAUCUUGCCAAAUUUACCAGGAGAGGGUUUGUUUAAGUAUAAUAAAGAAAAGGCUGCUUCAGCACCACCUUCAUAUAGAAAACGAGUGAGUACCUCAAAUGGUAAACACUUUAUGGGUAUGCCUCUAAAUAAAAGUCAAGAAACAGAUGCACCAACUGAAGAAACAAGAUAACAGGUCAAAUUCAUGAACAAAUUGUGAACAUGUUUUCUGUGUUGUUAGGAGUUACUACCAUGAUUAAUUUUUAUAGAAUAAUAAAAACAAUCUUAGUAUGUCUUUUAAUUUUAUUAAGAAGUUAAUAGAACAAAAUCAAUAAUAACAAUAAUUUACAAACUACUAUAAUAACAGGAUCUUUAUUUGUAGUCAUACCAUAAUAAAAUAAAUAUUAUACAUAUAUUAUUUAUAAAAGAUAUGCCAAGAUUGUCUCCAAAAUUGGUUUGAUAUAAUAAAUGAAUAUUGUGAUUAAUUUUGUUUGGGAAGGAAUUGGUACUAAUGAAUGUUUUAGAAACAAAUGUUAAUUUUGUAUAAAUACAAGCUACUUUUUCAAAUUAUUGUUUUACUUUAACAAUAUUGCAUUUAAAGUAUUUAUCACUUUGGUCAUUUUAUGUCAUUAUUUUUAAAUAAUGUGUAAAGACCACAUUUGCUUAUACAUUGUAUUUUAGGAAUAGCGAUAGCAGUUUAAUUUAUUGUUAAUUA
This is a messenger RNA of Achroia grisella, 1858 nucleotides long. It is a transcript of the gene Fitm, whose product is annotated as acyl-coenzyme A diphosphatase FITM2. The record is from RefSeq and is a predicted model, not a curated record. The transcript has a single exon. Gene Ontology annotation, cellular component: endoplasmic reticulum membrane. The coding region runs from base 248 to 1336 and encodes 362 amino acids. Lineage: Eukaryota; Metazoa; Arthropoda; Insecta; Lepidoptera; Pyralidae. Gene Ontology annotation, biological process: lipid storage; phospholipid biosynthetic process; lipid droplet organization.